This is a messenger RNA of Pungitius pungitius (ninespine stickleback), 800 nucleotides long. It is a transcript of the gene ppil1, whose product is annotated as peptidylprolyl isomerase (cyclophilin)-like 1. Lineage: Eukaryota; Metazoa; Chordata; Actinopteri; Perciformes; Gasterosteidae. Gene Ontology annotation, biological process: protein folding; protein peptidyl-prolyl isomerization. Gene Ontology annotation, cellular component: catalytic step 2 spliceosome. The record is from RefSeq and is a predicted model, not a curated record. The transcript is spliced from 4 exons. The coding region runs from base 152 to 652 and encodes 166 amino acids. Gene Ontology annotation, molecular function: peptidyl-prolyl cis-trans isomerase activity.
CUCGUCUUCUGCGCAGGAACGAGCGCGGCUGCCAACGAGGAAGAAACUCCCCGCUGAAAUGAAUUGAAAAAACGCGCUAGGCUGCAAUCACGUAGAUUUUAUACAAACAAGUUUGUCUGAAUCCCAUUAAAGUGUUCCGUUAGGAUUAAAAAUGUCAGGGAUACCUCCAGACACAUGGCAGCCGCCAACGGUGGCUCUGGAUACCACGAUGGGUACUGUUGUAGUGGAGCUGUACUGGAGACAUGCACCAAAAACAUGCAAGAACUUCGCAGAGCUUUCCAGAAGGGGCUACUUCGUCAACACAAAGUUUCACCGAAUAAUCAAAGAUUUCAUGGUGCAAGGAGGAGACCCUACGGGAACAGGCCGUGGUGGUGCCUCCAUAUUUGGGAAGCAGUUUGAAGACGAGCUGAGCCCAGAACUGAAAUUCACAGGUGCUGGUAUUUUGGCGAUGGCCAAUGCAGGACCAGACACAAAUGGAAGCCAGUUCUUCUUGACUCUUGGUCCCACUCAGUGGUUGGAUGGAAAGCACACUAUUUUUGGAAGAGUAUACCAGGGAAUGGGAGUGCUGAACCGAAUCGGCAUGGUAGAAACAAACGGUCAAGAUCGACCAGUCGACGAUAUAAAAAUCAUCCGAACAAAUGUAUCCAAUUAAACAAAAACUUCUUUUUUUAUUCAAUAAAUGUUUCAAGUAUUGUUUUUUUUAUAAAUGGUAUGAGGAAUGGAUGACAUUGACAAUGACUGCUUUAUUUCUACCAAAUAAAACGAAUAACAGACAAAGGUUCAGGUCAGUAAGAUCUCUG